Molecule: messenger RNA, 1878 nt
Organism: Anastrepha obliqua
Lineage: Eukaryota; Metazoa; Arthropoda; Insecta; Diptera; Tephritidae
Product: pickpocket protein 28
Exons: 2
Coding region: 45-1748 (567 amino acids)
Biological process (GO): sodium ion transmembrane transport
Cellular component (GO): membrane
Molecular function (GO): ligand-gated sodium channel activity
Source: RefSeq, a predicted model, not a curated record
GUUAGUAAUUUUAGUAAAUGGGGAGAGUUGAACAAUAUUAAAAAAUGAACAAUAUGAACUUAAGUUGUAAUAAAAUGGACUCUGAUUUCAAAGGAAAAAGAAACAAUUUGAUCAGAAAUACGCCACAACGAAAAACAUUGGUAAAAGGUAUUAAAGAAAUGUUCUUCGAAUACUGUUCCAAUACAUCAAUUCAUGGCAUCCAAUACUUUGGACAACACCGCCCAUGGAUGGAAAAUAUAUUUUGGUUAUGUGUGUUCUUGGCUUCAAUAUACUGUUGUUCCAAUCUAAUACUCAGCGUUUAUAUAAAAUGGAAUGAAACUCCUGUGAUCGUGAGUUUUUCUGAGAAAUCCACACCUGUCUGGAGCAUACCGUUUCCAGCAAUUACUAUUUGCUCGGAAACCAAGAGAGUCCUUAAAACAGAAGGUGUAACUUAUGCCCAAUUCACCAAAGAUUUACAAAAUCAUAUAAAGAUGCGACGGCGCUUUGAACCGAAAAACAUUAGUGAUAUAGAGUUGGAAGAAUUCCGUACGCUUCUGCAUAUAUGCAAUACUCAACUUAUUGAACGUGGUACCCGGAUUCUCUCUACUGAUCUGAUAGAUUACUUCAGCGUAUUGAAUAAAAUGACACCGGAGUUUAGUCGAUAUUUCUUCUAUUGCAAAUGGUUUAGUCACUUUGGUGAAUGUGAUGAACUUUUCACACGCACUUACACCGAAGAAGGUAUUUGCUACACUUUUAAUGGCCUCAACGCCACUGAUAUUUAUCGUGAAAACACUGUCCAAUAUCAGCGUAUGGGAUUCCAAAACUUUUCCAAGCAUAAUAUAAUAUUGAAACGACCUCUUAAGUGGUCAUUGCAAGAUGGUUAUACGCCUGACAGUGGUAUUAAAUCGUAUCCGGCACGUGUUUUGGGUGCGGGAGCUCGAGCAGGGCUGUUUAUUGCACUACAAAGUUUUCGUCAAGAAGUCGAUUAUGUAUGCCGGGGCCCAAUACAGGGUUUCAAAGUAUCGCUGCAUUCACCCGAUGAUGUGCCGUUGGUUUCAAAUCAGUUUGUACGCAUUCCUAUGAGCAAGGAAGUGCUUAUAGCUGUUAAACCAAACAUGAUCACCACGUCAUCAGGCAUUGCAGAUUACCCACCACAAAGACGCCAAUGCUUUUUGAAAAAUGAAAGGACACUAAAAUUCUUUAAAGUGUAUACCCAAAAUAAUUGCGCGCUCGAAUGCUUAACAAAUUUAACAUUAGCUAAAUGUGGGUGUGUCAAGUUUUCCAUGCCACGUACGUUGGACAUGCCUGUAUGUGGCGAAAAUAAGAUAUUUUGUUACGAUAAAGCGGAAGACAUUCUACUACUAAGAGAAUUUCGUCAAGGCCUUAAAGAAUCACGGCUUGAAUAUUUGGGCACCACGGAAUGUAAUUGUCUGCCGGCCUGCACCUCGCUUAUUUACAAUACCGAGAUAUCGCAAGGUAAUUUUGAUUUGGAUGAGAUGUUAAAGGCAGCUAAUGAUACUUCCUUCUAUGAGGAGUUCCCUGGGUCACAGAUGUCACGACUAUCAAUAUAUUUCAAGGAACGUCAGUUUAUAACGUCUAAGAGAUCCGAGCUGUAUGGCAGAACAGACUUUUUAGCAAAUUGUGGUGGAAUUUUUGGUCUGUUCAUGGGUUUCUCUAUGCUAAGUUUGGUUGAACUGUUUUACCAUAUUUCCCUACGUUUAUGGAAUAAUCUGCAUCGUUUGGCAGGGCCACAAACACCAAUACUGUAAAUAAGCGAAUGAUAUGUUAGAAAUUUAAGUGCUUGUGCGCAAGUCCAUGUAUAUAUAAAUGUUAUAAUAUUUAGUAUUACGUAUUUUGUCGGUUAUUUUGUCUCAUAUUCUUUAGUUAUUACAAUAUAUU